This is a messenger RNA of Oncorhynchus mykiss (rainbow trout), 2424 nucleotides long. The record is from RefSeq and is a predicted model, not a curated record. NCBI's taxonomy places the organism in Eukaryota, Metazoa, Chordata, Actinopteri, Salmoniformes, Salmonidae.
UACCACACAUGCCACUUUUGGACUAGGCAACUUCCGAUUCAAUGACGACUGCUGUUACGCUACUAUCAAAAUAGGGAACAUGACGGAGGAAAUCUAACUAUUGGUGCACUGAAAAUCCCCAUAAAUGCUGCGAUAGUAUAUCAGGGUUCAGUGUGUGCGGCAGGUGUGGAUGGAGUCAGUAACAUCAGAGCACCCAGCAUAGUUAUCACAGACAGGACAAUCCGAAGUAGUCUGUGUUCAGACCAACAGCCUGCACAUCGGCAGGCAGGGGGAGAAUGGUCAAGUACUUCUCUAACGAUGUAGACAUCAGGACCACGUGGGACCAUGUUGUCUCUGCCUUCUGGCAGAGGUAUCCCAACCCAUUCAGCACCCAUGUUCUCACGGAGGACGUGGUGCUCCGUGAGGUGACGGCGGACCAGCGGCUUCUCUCCAGACGCCUGCUCACCAAGACCAAUCGAAUGCCUCGCUGGGCCGAGUUCCUCUUCCCCUCCAACCUAUCACGCUCCGUCUACAUCGUAGAGGACUCCGUCGUCGACCCGGUCACCAAGAGCCUCACCACGUACACCUGGAACCUCAAUCACACUACGUUAAUGACUGUGGAGGAGCGCUGCGUGUUCCAGGAGUCAGAGGACCGGCCUGCCUUCACGCUGCUCAGACGAGAGGCCUGGAUCUCUUCUGGAGUCUACGGCUUCUCCAGACCUAUCCAGGAGUUUGGCUUGGCCCGCUUCAAGAGCAACCAGGUGAAGGCCAUGAAGGGCCUGGAGUACGCUCUGUCUAACUUACACGGAGAGGCACCCCAGCGCCAGCCCUGCGUCCGGGACACAGUGAAGACUGCUACAGAGAAAGCCAAGACCCUGGCCUCGGCCGCCGCCCCGCAGAAACAGCCCCAGCAGUACGUGUGACAACAGGGGAACAUCCACUGCCCCCGGCUGGAACGGGACACUGUGCACGCAGGGCAGGCACAAGCAACACAUUCACAUGCAACACACAGGCUGGCCAAUUCUGAUCUUUUUAAGAGCUGAUCUGAUUGGUCAAAAGACUAAUUUGUAAGGAAAAACAAAUCAGAAUUGAGCUGUGCAUGCACACACUCUUUUAGCUGCCUUUUCAUUGACUGGAAGCUUGCUUGUAUCAAGGUCUUGGUGUACAGUAUGUGUACAAUAUGUCCAUCUAAACCACUAACAGCUCUGCUCCUCUGGGGUUAGGCUCUGCUCCUCUGGGGUUAGGCUCUGCUCCUCUGGGGUUAGGCUCUGCUCCUCUGGGGUUAGGCUCUGCUCCUCUUGUUUUCAUUAGCAUAGCAUUAAUACAUCUCAGGUACUGAUUCCCUGUCUGCCUGCCUGCCACAACCUAGGGACAUGUUCAAUAGGCACCAAACGUGAGAAAAUGUUCUCAAACUGAGUGAAACCGAGAGAAGUAUGUGGACAGCCCUUCAAAUGAUUGGAUUUGGCUAUUUCAGCCACACAUGUUGCUGACAGGUGUAGAAAACCAAGGACAGUCAUGCAAUCUCCAUAGACAAACAUUGGCCUUACUGAAGAGCUCAGUGAUUUAACGUGGCACCGUCAUAGGAUGCCACCUUUCCAUCAAGUCAGUUCGUCACAUUUCUGUCCUGGUCAACGAAGUGCUGUUAUUGUGAGGCGGAAACGUCUAGGAGCAACAACAAGCUCACAGAAGCCCGCAACAAUGUUCCAACAUCUAGUGGAAAGCCUUCCCAGAAGAGUGGAGGCUGUUGUAGCAGCAAAGGGGCGGGGGGACCAACUCCAUUUUAAUGCCCAUGAUUUUGGAAGAGCAGGUGUCCACAUACUUUUGGUCAUGUAGGGUACUUUCUGAACUUAUCCAAUAGAAACACUUUUCUGUUGCAAAAUGUUUUUAUACGGUGUGCCAUAAUGAACACGACCCUGACUUGAGUAAGCUCUGGGAUACAUCUCUUGUGCACUCAGUGAGGCCUGUUUUGAAAAGCAUAACGUGACAAAUCAGACAUGCCAAAUAACAGUGAAGGUACCAAGACAAGCUGAAGAAAUAAUAUAAAUUCCACAACACUGGAUGCAUGCUGGAGUUUGAGAGUUUAUCAAAUAAUAUAAAUGAUUAGUAAUUAUUGUAUUACCCUUCAACUGCGUCGUUUGACUGAAUUUGUCAGUGAGGUCUACGAUUGAUUUGUUGGAUAUCUCAAGCUAUAUCAAAUUAGGAAUUUGACUUGACAUUUACCAGGGACAGUUGCUGUAUUUCAUUUGUUUUAUUGUACAUUAAUAAUGUAUUAGUCUGACAUUGGUUUGUCUGUCUCUUAAUAUUUUUUGCUGCAUUCCUUUAAGGUAGAACUAGCUAUUAUGAUUUUGAAAUCAUUUUGGCUGUGAUUUUUAGACUGGAGGAAAUUGUCAUAAGUCUUAACAUUGAAAGAAUACUGCACUUAAAUAAACAUCUGAUUUAAUGUUA